AAGAAGAGGUGGUUUAUCCUCCGGAGCGGGCGCAUGAGCGGAGAUCCCGACGUCCUGGAAUACUACAAGAAUGACCACUCCAAGAAGCCCAUCCGGGUGAUCAACCUGAGCUGCUGCGAGCAGGUCGACUCCGGGCUGACCUUCAACAAGAAAGAGCUGCAGGACAGCUACGUCUUCGACAUAAAGACCAGCGACCGCACCUUCUACCUGGUGGCCGAGACCGAAGAAGAAAUGAACAAGUGGGUCCGGAGCAUAUGUCAGAUCUGUGGAUUCAACCAGUCCGACGAAGGCACAGAUUCAUUGAGAAACCUGCAAUCGGUGAACCACGGUCCUCGUUCUUCACCUGCCGAAUUCAGCAACACCCACCACCUCCUCAGGGAACGCAAGUCGUCCGCCCCCUCCCAUUCCAGCCAGCCUACCCUGUUCACCUUCGAACACCCUUCCAAUCACAUUCACCAGACAACCUUAUCUGCCAGCGCUCCCCAGGAUUACCUCUUCCUACACCAAUGUAUGAGCCGCAAAGCCGAAAAUAUGAGAAGUGCCAGCUUCUCCCAAGCCACCAGAUCCUCCUUCUUCAUGCGUAGUGAUACGGCUGUGCAGAAGUUGGCCCAGGGAUACGGACACUGCAUGAACGGGGUCAGCGGCCAGGUCCAUGGCUUCUAUAGUUUACCAAAGCCGAGUCGGCUCAAUUCCGAGCUCAGAGACAGUGCCUACGACCUCCCGCGGAGCUUCGGCUCAGACACUCCAACCAAGUCGAGCCUCACCGGGCUGGAAUCUGAAAACGAGGACGUUUACACCUACAAAACACCUAGCAACGCCCUUUGUAAAGAGUUUAGCGACCUUUCGACGGACUCGUGUGACCUUCCCGGGACGCCGCUUUCCGUUUAUCAAAUCCCAAGAACUUUCACCUUGGACAAGAAUCACAAUGCUUUGGCGUCCAAUGACUUCCAUAAUGCUCCUCCUCCGAGGCCCCCCAAGCCGGGGCAGCCGGAGACCCGCUGGGGAAGUCCUCAGCAGCAUAACGGGGACAGUAUUGGUGUUGUUUCCGUCAACAUUCCGAGGAGGAACACCUUACCAGCCAUGGAGAAUCGACGCCAUCGAGCGUCCUCUUGUGAAGCCUAUGACUAUCCUCAUCUGGGAGACUUAAGUGUGGACCAGUCCGUGGAGUCCAUCAACGAUGGUUUCAACUCCUACCUGCAAACAAAGUCCUCCAUGACCCGCUCGGAAAGUGCGGAUUCAGAAGACAACUAUGUCCCCAUGAACCCCGGCUCCUCCUCUCACUUCAACUCCGAGAAGCUGAACGACAAUGCCCAGAGCGUUUAUAUCCCCAUGAGCCCCGGGCCGCACCACUUCGACUUCCUGGGAUUCUCCUCCGCCACACUUCCUGCCCGCAAAGGAAGUACCGCCUCUCUGUGUCAGAGACCGACUCGAGUCAGUGAAAUCCAGCCACCUCCAGUAAACCGGAAUCUCAAGCCUGAUAGGAAAGCAAAACCCACACCCCUGGACCUUCGAGCUACGGCGAUCAUUGAUGAACUCCCAUUCAAGUCUCCAGUCACCAAAUCCUGGUCAAGACAAGCCCACUCCCUAAAAUCCAGCUCUUCUCAAUACUGCCGCCCGGUGUCCACGCAGAGUAUAACCAGCACCAGCUCUGGGGACAGCGAAGAGAAUUAUGUUGCUAUGCAAAAUCCCGUCUCGGCAUCCCCUGGAACCAGCGGCACCAACAGCCCCGCCCAGAAGAAGAGUACCGGCAGCGUAGACUAUCUGGCUCUAGACUUUCAGCCAGUGUCGCCGAGUCCUCACAGAAAGCCAUCAACGUCCUCCAUAGCCUCAGAUGAAAAGGUGGACUAUGUCCAGGUGGACAAGGAGAAGACCCAAGCCUUGCAGAACACCAUGCAGGAGUGGACAGAUGUGCGCCAGUCCUCAGAGCCUGCCAAAAGCGGGAAGCAAUGAUAAAGCCCCAUCCCUGGAAAUGGAACUGGGUGUUAACAAGAGCCUCCAGCCUGGCGUCCUGAUCAGCAACCACAGUGGGGACUUUCAUUGCUGCUCCUUUGUUAGCUAGUCUGCCUUUAGCCCAUAGAAUGAAGUCCUAGCAGUGCAGUGCAGAUGACCACACGCUCGGUCCGGUGAAGCAGCAGAGCUGCGCUCCAACACUUACCAAGAAUAAUGCUUCAGUCUGAAUAUUUAUCACAUCAAUGGACCACAGAUUUUAUCUGGACACCUGAAGCUGUAUUAUAGAUUACGUUGCACCUGAUCAUGCGUUUGAUUUUAAAGGGCACCCAUGACCAUGAAGAAAUAGAAGCAGCCAUUUUGGAACGUGUCUAAAAUUUCAGUUUACAAAGUAAUU
This is a messenger RNA of Nanorana parkeri, 2344 nucleotides long. It is a transcript of the gene GAB2, whose product is annotated as GRB2 associated binding protein 2. NCBI's taxonomy places the organism in Eukaryota, Metazoa, Chordata, Amphibia, Anura, Dicroglossidae. The transcript is spliced from 9 exons. The coding region runs from base 34 to 1950 and encodes 638 amino acids. The record is from RefSeq and is a predicted model, not a curated record.